This is a messenger RNA of Eutrema salsugineum, 1621 nucleotides long. RefSeq names its product F-box protein At4g27050. NCBI's taxonomy places the organism in Eukaryota, Viridiplantae, Streptophyta, Magnoliopsida, Brassicales, Brassicaceae. The record is from RefSeq and is a predicted model, not a curated record. Gene Ontology annotation, molecular function: protein binding.
AAUUAAAAAAAAAGGAAAAAAGAAUUAGAAAAAAAAGGAAGGACAGGUUUCUUUCUUCUAUCCCAUUCUUGGAGAGAGAUUUCCGUAGAUCUUUAGUACUAGAAGCCAUUGAUAAAUCCAACUUGUAAAGUCUAGGAUUAAGAAAGGGAUUAUACUCUGACUCUGAUGGCUACAGAUCGGAUCAGCAAUCUGCCAGAUGAAAUUCUCGGCAAAAUCCUGUCUUUAAUUCCGACCAAACUUGCUGCUUCGACCGCGGUUCUGUCCAAGAGGUGGAUGAAUUUGCUUCCUCUUGUAGACAGCCUUGAUUUUGAUGAAUCGAUGCUUCUAUAUCCCGACAGAAAAGACGGAGAAGAAGAACCAACAAGUAUUGAAAGUCGUCGUCGACGACGACAUCGCUUCUCUGAUUUCGUGGACAAAACACUUGAUCUGUUAAGCAAUUCUACCAUCAAGAAAUUCUCUCUAAUAUGUGAUUAUGAGGAUGACGAAUCUCGUGUCAAUUGUUGGAUUCGCACUGCUCUGGGACGGGGCAGCGUAGAGCUAAACUUAAAGUCAAAUUUCAGUAUCGGUAUAGAUUCUGAGUUUUUCACAAGCAACACACUGGUUAAGCUCACAAUAACCGAUAAAUUUUGUCUUGAAGGUCGUCGUCUUCCUCUUGGAGGAGUGUUUUUCCCUGCGCUCAAAACACUUACACUUGUUUCAGUUGCCUUUAUAUCUCCUAAAAUGCAUCAGCUCUUCAUCGAGGGCUGCCCUGCCUUAGAAGAUUUAUUCAUAUGUGUUUGGACGGGCUACUUGUCGACUCCAUACGUCAAGCGAUUAACUAUCACUAGUGAUUUUGAUGACGAUUUCGAACUCCGUGGCCUUACUCUUAAGACAAAGAGUUUGGUGUACCUUGACUACUCUAGUUACGUUGCGGCACAUUAUUUUGUUGAUUUGGAUUCGCUUGUCGAAGCUAGACUAGAUCUUCGAUUAUAUGGGUUAGAUGAUGAUGGUUGUCCAGAUUUCAAUGAAAUCUGUGGCGAUAUUUCAACUCUGAUUGAAGGUAUGAAAAACAUUAAGAGCCUUCAAUUGUCUGCUGAUUCUCUAGAGGUGUUUCACUUUUGUUGUGACUCCAUGCCCGUGCUCAACAACCUACUUACUUUAUCUAUCGAAAGUGACGAGGAAAAAGGCUGGGAAGUAAUCCCACGCCUGCUCCAUAACUCCCCAAAUCUACAAACUUUAGUCAUUAAGGGUCUUGUGCACAGAGUCACAGAGUGGUGUGGAAAUGCGUGCCCUUAUCCAAAACUCGGAAAUGGUAUGCUGUUUGUCGAGGUGUCAAGUGAAGGAAGCCUUGGAGAGUUACAACAAAUGAGACAUUUCUUUGGGAAGUUGGAAUGUCUUGAAACUGUGAAAGUUGGCUUUGAAGAAAGCACCUUCAACAAUAAAUACAUGCGAGCUAUUCUAAUGGCUAUCCCCAGAGUUUCAUCAAAAUGCAUCAUCCAAUUUAUCUGAUUUUUUUCUCUUUUUUAUAACUUUUUGUGCUGAGAUUUGAUGGCAUGAGAGUAUGGAUUAUAUAAUAAGUUAUAUGGCAGUUUCGAAUUUAUAAAAUUUGUUUUUGCAAAAGCAUAUUAUAUGCAUGCUUCUC